AUGCUUCUGCGUCUCUAUCUACGCUGGUGCGAGGACAAGAAAUUUACCGUAAAAGAACUCGACAUAUACCUUACAGAACAAGGUAUAAAGAUGGUGCUGUUGGAGGUGCUAGGCGAUUAUGCAUAUGGUUACCUUAGAACAGAAACAGGUGUGCACAGACUGGUACGUCUAUCCCCUUUUGAUAGCAGCAAUAGGAGACACACAACCUUUGCUUCAGUACACGCAUAUCCCGUGCUUGACGAUACUAUAAACAUAGACAUACGUCCUGAUGACAUUCGUGUAGACACAUACCGCUCUAGUGGUGCUGGUGGGCAGCAUGUAAACAAAACCGAUUCGGCAGUACGCAUAACACACCUCAAAACCGGUAUAGUAGCACAAUGCCAAAACGAACGUUCUCAGAUAAAGAACAAGCAAGUAGCAAUGAAUAUUCUUAAAAGCAGACUCUACGAUCAUUACGAGCGGGAAAAAAAAUCUCGGAUAGAAAAGGAAUCUGAGAAGAAAGCGGACAUAGCAUGGGGACAUCAAAUACGAUCCUAUGUAUUGCAUCCCUAUAAUCUUGUAAAAGACCAUAGAACAAAUAAAGAAAGUAACGACCCCCAGAAGGUGCUAGAUGGGGGAAUAGAUGAUUUUAUCGAGGCCUAUCUUGAAAAAAAUAUCUAG
This is a messenger RNA of Ylistrum balloti, 660 nucleotides long. RefSeq names its product peptide chain release factor 2-like. Lineage: Eukaryota; Metazoa; Mollusca; Bivalvia; Pectinida; Pectinidae. The coding region runs from base 1 to 660 and encodes 219 amino acids. Gene Ontology annotation, molecular function: translation release factor activity. The transcript has a single exon. The record is from RefSeq and is a predicted model, not a curated record. Gene Ontology annotation, biological process: translational termination.